Molecule: messenger RNA, 1227 nt
Organism: Mucor velutinosus
Lineage: Eukaryota; Fungi; Mucoromycota; Mucoromycetes; Mucorales; Mucoraceae
Product: RHO1 GDP-GTP exchange protein 2
Exons: 6
Coding region: 1-1227 (408 amino acids)
Cellular component (GO): cytoplasm
Molecular function (GO): N-acylphosphatidylethanolamine-specific phospholipase D activity; zinc ion binding
Source: RefSeq, a predicted model, not a curated record
AUGCUCAAACGAGUAUUUACCACAACAGCUGCAAUUGCCAUGAUGACAACUUCCACUAUUCACACUGCACCUGUGUAUGCACAAGGCAACAGCAACAAAGAUCACCACGAUGGCAACAAAUUCAAGAAUCCAUGGCCAUCUUACACUCAAUUUUCAUAUACUGCUCUGCCGAAAUUGUUUUGGACCAUGAACCUCAGUGGCACUGAAAAGAAGAUUCGGCCUACCGAUUUACCUCAGAAAGUAGAUAUCAACUGGGAUCUGAUUAAGAAGAACAGCGAUGAAAAGCUGAAUGGCGAUAUUACAGCCACCUGGAUGGGCCAUGCUUGUGUCUUGUUGCAGCUCAGAGGCUUCAAUGUUCUCUUUGACCCCAUCUUUUCGGAUAGAUGCUCACCUAUUCAGUUUGGAGGGCCCAAACGCUAUACGGAGCCGCCAUGCAAGCUCUCUGAAUUGCCUCCCAUUGAUGCUGUAGUCAUUUCACAUAAUCACUAUGACCACAUGGACUUCAAUACCAUCAAACAAUUAGACACAUUGUAUCCCAACUGCAAAUUUUACGUUCCUUUGGGCAACAAAAAGUGGUUCUCCUUGACCAACAAGGUAGACAGUGCAGGCAACGAUCGUGUUAUCGAGUUGGAUUGGUGGGAUAAUGUGCAUAUUGUCAAGGACAAGACUCAGGAACAGAUUAGAUUGACCUGCACUCCAGCUCAACAUCAGUCUGGUAGAACGCCAUUUGACAAGGACAAGACAUUGUGGUCUUCCUGGAGUGUGGAGGCCUUGGACAAGGAGGGAGGGGCAACACAUGGCAAAGUGUUCUUUGGAGGUGAUACAGGCUAUCGUGGGAUUCCUCUCAAUACCAAGCCUGAAUCAGAGUACAAUUACGAAUAUCUGGAUACAUUACCUCACUGCCCUGCAUUCAAAGAAAUUGGCGAUAGAAUUGGCCCCUUUGAUUUGGCACUGAUCCCAAUUGGCGCCUAUUCUCCCAGAUGGUUCAUGUCGCCAUUCCACUGUUCCCCUGAGGAUGCUGUAGAUGUACAUAGAGAUAUCAAGAGUAAACAAUCUAUUGCCAUCCACUGGGGCACUUUUGUGUUGACGGAUGAACCUGUGCAGGAUCCUCCUCAGCGAUUGGAAGCUGCAAUGAAACAACGUGGGCUCAAUGCAGACGACUUUGGUGUUCUCCCAUUGGGUGGCAGUUUUACCACAACAGCCAAAUCGACCACUGCCUUGCUCUGA